UAGGGAGGGCUAGCCAGGCUUGGAAAGCUCUGGAGCGCGUGACGUCGCUCCUCGAGGGGAGCUGAGGAGAGGAAACAGCUGCAUCGCCUGCAGGCCAGCCUUCUCUCUGCCAGCUCGAGCGCCUCCGGGCUGCCUUGCAAGGGACGUCGCGCCGCUCCUUUCAUUUGCCACGGCCCAAAACGCUUCGUUUUGCCACACCUUCAGUUUCCUCUGCUGUUAUCAGUCCAGACACCAUGUCAAGCAAAGGAAAGACUGGAAAAUAUAGGGGAUCUGUGAAGGAUUUCCCGAACUUUGAUGCCAACCAGGAUGCUGAGGCAUUAUAUAAUGCUAUGAAAGGAUUUGGUAGUGACAAAGAAGCCAUACUUGACCUCAUAACAUCCAGAAGCAGUAAACAAAGAAUUGAGAUCUGCCAAGCCUAUAAGUCUCUCUAUGGAAAGGACCUGAUUGCAGACUUGAAGUAUGAGCUAACGGGGAAAUUUGAAAGACUGAUUGUGGGUCUAAUGAGACCCUUAGAAUACUUUGAUGCCAAGGAAAUCAAAGAUGCCCUUAAGGGCAUUGGGACUGAUGAAAAGAGCCUGAUUGAAAUCUUGGCUUCUCGGACCAAUCAGCAGAUCCGUGCUCUGGUGGAGGCCUACAAAGAUGCUUACGAGAGGAACCUGGAGGAAGAUGUCAUAGCAGACACUUCUGGACACUUCAAAAAAAUGCUAAUUGUCCUCCUUCAGGGCACUCGGGAAGAAGAUGAUGUUGUGAGUGAAGACUUAGUGGAACAAGAUGCCAAGGAUCUGUUGGAUGCGGGAGAAGUUAAGUGGGGUACAGAUGAGGCCCAGUUCAUCUAUAUUCUUGGAAACCGAAGCAAACUACACUUGCGGCUUGAUUGCCACUUGGAUGCCUACAAAAUUGUCAAGCGAAACAGUUCACAAAUUAUGAAGAACACAGGUUGGGAUCUGAUUGCAGACUUGAAAUCUGAAAUAGGCGGGGCCUUGGCAAAGGUUAUCCUUGGGCUGAUGAUGACACCAGCGCAGUAUGAUGCUAAGCAACUGAAGAAAGCCAUGGAGGGUGCUGGCACAGAUGAAAGCAUUCUCAUCGAAAUCUUGGCCACAAGAACCAAUCAGGAGAUUGAAGCAAUUAAUGCAGCUUAUCAAGAAGCUUACCAUAAGUCUUUGGAAGAUGCACUGAGUUCUGAUACUUCAGGACAUUUCAAAAGGAUCCUGAUCUCUCUGGCUCUGGGCAACCGUGAUGAGGGAGGAGUGGACCUUGCAAAAGCUCAUGAGGAUGCCAAGGUUGUUGCUGAAACCCUGAAAUUAGCUGAUGUUUCCAGUGACGACUCAACAUCCUUGGAGACACGCUUCCUGAGCAUUUUGUGCACACAGAGCUACCCACAGCUCAGGAAGGUCUUCCAAGAGUUCAUUAAGAUGACCAAUCACGACGUAGCGCAUGCCAUCAACAAGCGGAUGUCUGGAGAUGUGAGGGAUGCCUUUUUAGCCAUUGUGCGCAGUGUCAAGAACAAGCAGGCUUUCUUUGCGGACAAGCUGUAUAAGUCCAUGAAGGGUGCUGGCACAGACGACAGAACCCUCAUCAGGAUCAUUGUCUCGAGAAGCGAAAUCGAUCUUUUGAACAUCCGACGUGAAUUUUGGGACCUAUUUGACAAAUCCCUCUACCACAUGAUGGAGAAAGACACUUCAGGAGAUUACCGCAAAGCUUUGCUGGCCAUCUGUGGGGGAGAAGAUUAAGCAGUCAGAGACUGCUAUAGAAGCCUGUCCUUGUGUCUGAGCCAUUGUCACUUUCACAGUCUAGAUGUCACUGCGGGUUUUAGGAGCUUUAAUGGAUGUUUUAGAGCCACUGAGAAGAUUCAUUUUGUGCUAGAAAACAAUGCGUCACAGAAGAGAUUUACAGUGCAAGCAGUUAAGACCACAAGGGUUGGUUGCUCAGUCCUAUGGAUGGGGAAAUAUUGUCUGAACUGGUGCAAAACUGAGUAGUGUGCACAUGUCCUACCAAGUUACACUGAUAUUGGGUACUUUAAACCAAAGAAAUAAAAUAUCAAUAUUGCUGGCCA
Messenger RNA from Sphaerodactylus townsendi, 2053 nucleotides. RefSeq names its product annexin A6 (gene ANXA6). Gene Ontology annotation, molecular function: phosphatidylserine binding; calcium channel activity; chondroitin sulfate binding. Gene Ontology annotation, cellular component: focal adhesion; cytoplasm. Lineage: Eukaryota; Metazoa; Chordata; Lepidosauria; Squamata; Sphaerodactylidae. The record is from RefSeq and is a predicted model, not a curated record. The transcript is spliced from 20 exons. Gene Ontology annotation, biological process: regulation of muscle contraction; plasma membrane repair; growth plate cartilage chondrocyte differentiation. Bases 234 to 1730 code for a protein of 498 amino acids.